Molecule: messenger RNA, 1934 nt
Organism: Peromyscus maniculatus bairdii (prairie deer mouse)
Lineage: Eukaryota; Metazoa; Chordata; Mammalia; Rodentia; Cricetidae
Product: FERM domain-containing protein 3-like
Source: RefSeq, a predicted model, not a curated record
UUUGAUUCAUUCUCAGUGUGCUCUGCCUUGGUCCUUUGAAACAGAAUGGACAGUGAGCAAAAGGUCAAAGCUGUUGUUGCUGGUUGCAUAUAUUCAGGGCCACAAUUGACAGCAGAGCCAUAGGAAGAUCAUACUAUUAAAUAUGGCAAAAUGCUUGGUCAAGAUACGGACUCAGCGAAGCCUCCACUUGCACAUGAUGAACCACUGCAGCAGUAAUGUGUUUGUCCGUCUGCUGAAACAUGGCUCCAAGGUCAUACCUCGAAAUGCUGGUACCCCACUGCCUAAAGCAGAUGUUUCUGAGCCCCUGAUUGCCAGUUCACCAGUGAAGGGAGCUCCGAGUGCAGAUCCUCUGAGUGACAAGGAAGAUAAAGUAAAAGAAGACUCCUUGACCAUCUCUGAACUAGUAUACAAUCCCAGAGCCAGGCUGCUCCCUACUGCAGUGGAUGAGGAUGAAACUGACAUGCUUUUUGAUUGUCCAUCUUGGCUCGAAUUAGAAAGAGAAGACACAGAUUCAUUCGAGGAAUUGGAAGCAGAUGACAAUGCAUUUUUGAUGGCUGAAGAGGAGGAACCUAAGGAAGCUCGUCAGGCUUUGUCAUGGAGCUAUUCCAUCCUGACCGGCCGUAUCUGGGUCAACCCUAUAGUCAAGCGUUGCUCCAGGCUCCUUGUGGUGGGCCUAGGACUGAUGUUAUUUGUAUUUCCCCUGCUCCUCCUCCUUCUAGAGUCAGGUAUUGAUCUCUCCUUCUUAUGCAAAAACCAGAAUUUGAGCAGUUUCACUAUGAAUACUACUAGCCCCUGAAGAAGUGGGUAUCUUAGAGGUCAACAUUGUUGUGUACUUGUUGGGAUUCCCUGAUGAGAAUAAAGGAUGCAUUCAAUAUUAAUAUUAUUUGUUUUUCAGUAGUUACCAUGUUCCAAAUGGUCGUGGGUUUGUAUGCCAAACCCUUAAGUUGGCUUUCUGUACUUCUAUAUACUUACUAUCACUUUAAAUCAGGUAAGGUUAUUUUAUUUAUAUGUUAGAAAGGUAGCCUUUAAGAAAUCAAAGCUAUAUUAUUUUUAUUGGUGCGUAGACAUUUUCCUGUUCCUACAUCAAAGUGAAUUAGCUUUUCCUGUUUCUUUGUCGUUGUCAGCAUUAUGAAAUAGUUAAUAGUUUUAGUCUACGUCUAAAAGAAUGAUUUUCAAUAUAAUUCUUAGUGAAAACAGCAUUCUCUAAGAAAUGUUUAUACAACUAAAUUUACAGUGGGCUUUUCUUUCAGUUUUUAAAAAGUAUUUUUAUAUUCAAAGAAUUUUGGUAAACAUUUUUUUAAUGAAAGAAGUCCUAUUGAAUCAUUUAAAUAUAUUUAUUAUGAAACUAGUGCACAAAGAUAUAGCAGAAGUUUUUUUUAAUAUAAUGGCAUUAGUUUUAUAAAACAUGUUUGGCUAAGCAAUCCUAUACUUUGUAACUGUCUAUCUGCAUAUGAUAUAGAAAAUUAGUAAAAACAAGUUGUAAGUUGUCCAAACAGAUGCUUGAAUUGGAGAUGCAGACAGAGAACACUGAGUUGGCAUGUGAAGAGCACCUUUCAACAUUUAGACAUGAUAAUCUAACAGUUUCAUUUUUGUUAUGCCCGUGGAUUUAGCCUGGAUAAGCAACAUGUUUUGAAAAGAAAAUGAAAUUUGAAAUUUGAAUUUUGAAAGGAAAGAAAUACUACAAAGAUUCACUAGUUAAUUACAUAUUGUUUACUAAUUGGAGUGAAGGAAGAUGAGUUGGAAAGAUGAAAGGCACCAAAGAAGAACUCUGAUGACACUUGUGGACAGAUGGUCUUUCGGGUGGAAGUGAUAGUAGGGCAGGACAUUCAUUGUAAGGAGCUGCUCUCCUGCUCUCCAGUUCUACAACAGCACGUUUCAGUGAUUCUAAUGAAAGCAGAAAAACUUUGAAGUAAAAUACUUUUGAUCCUUCACAA